Pelobates cultripes (western spadefoot toad) is the source of this 171-nucleotide messenger RNA. Lineage: Eukaryota; Metazoa; Chordata; Amphibia; Anura; Pelobatidae. The record is from the annotation of a GenBank genome assembly.
GGGUGGGAGCAUCUCAAAACAUGCAAGAAUCACUACCUGGUCAUUCUACAAGACCACCUUUUAUUCCCCAAGACCAACAUACCAACGACCCGCCGGGGUUCAACACAAGGAGAAGAAGAGAUCUAAGAGACCCACAAUCACUAGACGUGGGCAGAGGGGCAAAAAAUACAG